GAUAGAGUCUUAAAAAUUUGCCACUGUGCCUACGAAUUCUGAGAAAACUAACUUCAAAAUUAAAAUACUAAACUUUUCAAGACAGGAUUUCAAGACAACUUUUCAAGAGCGGGACAACUGGUUCACUGGAAAAACAGGCUGUGAGAAACAAGAUUUUCAAAAGAGGAAGCUGAGUAACCAGACUUCUUGAAAAGAAAACAAACCUGCGGCAAGGAUACUCCAAGCUCAACCGAAAGAUCUCGGCCAGACCUGUUCAAGUGGACUACUUGGAACUCUUGAGUGCACCGGUGUGGAAAUGACCCAAGAAGUGCUUCUAGAAUUGAUCUGCAACAACACUAGAAGUCAACCGAUAUUUCUCACUCAAGCACUUAUUUAUUUCCCCAUUUUCUGCAUUGGAGUCAUCCUAAAUGCCUUGGCCUUGAAGAUAUUCUGUUGCACUCUGAGCAAGUGGACUGAAACAAGGGUAUACAUGACCAAUUUAGCCAUUGCAGAUUUCUUGUUGCUUUUUACUUUGCCUUUCAAGAUGGCUUAUAAGACAAACUAUGUGUCUACAGAGUGUUUGGUCUUUGAGUCUGCAUACUUCAUUAACAGGUAUAUGAGCAUCUUCCUUAUCACCAGCACAGCAGUUGAUCGAUACAUUGCCAUAAAAUAUCCCCUCAAAGCAAGACAUAUACGGUCUCCUCUGAAGUCAGCAGUUAUCUCUGGGUUUCUCUGGGCAUUGAUGUUCAGCAUUGUAUAUGUAACUAAAAAAUUUGAGAAACGAGCUUCAUCAGGCACUUGCUUUAGAAGGAUAUCCAGAGAACCAUCAAUGUAUGUAUUUGCAUCUGUCAUUUGGGGAUUUUUUAUACCAUUAACAAUUUUUAGUUUCUGUUCCAUUAAAAUCACAAAGAAACUCGUGAAGAAGAAGAAAACAAACCCCUACGAAGAAAAGCGCAUCCAGAAAGCAAUCAAUAUCAUUUUUGCAAAUAUGAGCGUAUUUGUCAUAUGCUUCUUACCUAUUCAUCUUGCAUACUUAAUUCGGUUCAUAGCUGACUACACUGAGGCCAGCUGCACUCAGAUAGAAAAAAUUGACAACUUUACAAACCUUGCAGGAAUUAUUGCCAACACCAACUGCUGUUUGGAUGCCAUUUGCUAUUACUUUGUGAACAAGGAAUUCCAGGAAGCUUCCAUGAUGCUAACAACCAAAUAUCUAGCACAACAGAAGCAAGGCUCUGAAGAUCAAGAUUUUGAAAUUAUUUAGGAAAGCAUGGACCUAAGGACUGCAUGCCCAAAUAUAUGUAAUGGUCACAAGUGCACUACCACUCAAAAUGCUGUUUUUUCUGUCGGAACACAGAGCAGUGCAUGGAAAUGCACUAUUUGCACUUUGACAUGCUUUCGAACUGCUAGGUUGGCAGGAGCUGGGACCGAGCAACAGGAGCUCACCCCAUUGCGGGGAUUUGAACCCCCAACCUUACAAUCGGUAAACCCUAGGCUCUGUGCUUUAGACCACAGCGCCACCCGCGUCCCUAAGUGAAGGAUAGCAGAUGUUUAUUAUAACUUGAUUACGGACUCAAUAAGCAAUGAUUUCGUCCCUCAGAACAACAAUUGACAGGCUUCUAUAGCAGCCUGUACGCAGAGCUUUCUCCUGUCUCAGUUGAUGCGUUUCCAAGCCCCUUUUAUGUGUUGCAAAAAUUAACAUUCUCAGAGCCUAGACUGCAGUGCUGCUUUAAGAAAUGGCCGCCCAAAGCCGCCCCUGUCUAAAAAAAUGAGCCACCUUUGUCCAAAGACUAGCUAAGGAUUUUUUUCUUAUUCGUUGCAUUUGUAUACUGUCGUUUUGCCAAGCCACCCAAGGUGGUUUACAGUUUAAAAGGACUGAAAAAAAACGAUAGAACAGGCGAGGGAGGGAGAAGUCCACAUGGAGAAUGCUGUGUUUGCCUGGUCUCCACUUCCUCCCGCAGGGCAGAGGUUGUCCAUCUAACUAUGUAGAGGCAGUCCUGAAUGGGGAACUUCUUUAAUGUUUAUAUAUACUGUAUGUUGGAAGCCGUCCAGAGUGGCUGAGGCAACCCAGCCAGAUGGGUGGGGUAUAAAUAAUAAAUUGUUGUUGUUGUUAUUGUUGUUGUGGACUAGGUAAAGGAACCCCUGACCAUUAGGUCCAGUCAUGACCAACUCUGGGGUUGAGGCGCUCAUCUCGCGUUAUUGGCCAAGCGAGCCAGCGUACAGCUUUCAGGUCAUGUGGCCAGCAUGACAAAGCCGCUUCUGGCGAACCAGAGCAGCACAUGGAAAUGCCGUUUACCUUCCCGCUGUAGCGGUUCCUAUUUAUCUACUAGCACUUUGACGCAGCUUUCGAACUGCUAGGUUGGCAGGAGCUGGAACCGAGCAAUGGGAACUCACCCCGUCACGGGGAUUCGAACCACCGACCUUCUGAUCAGCAAGCCCUAGGCUCUGUGGUUAAACCCACAGCGCCACCCGCAUCCCUUUAUUAUGGACUAGGAUGUCCCUAUUUUCACUGGAAAAAUGCUGGAGGGUUUGAAAUAGUCUCUCUCUCUCUCUCUCUCUCUCUCUCUCUCUCUCUCUCUCUCUCUCUCUCUCUCGUGUGUGUGUGUGUGUGUGUGUGUGUGUAGUGCACUUCAGUUCAUAAAUGUCUGUGCCAUAGUACAUUUGUCAUUUUUAAGUUGCCACAUACC
Messenger RNA from Zootoca vivipara (common lizard), 2663 nucleotides. Its product is annotated as G protein-coupled receptor 35-like. Gene Ontology annotation, molecular function: G protein-coupled receptor activity. The record is from RefSeq and is a predicted model, not a curated record. Gene Ontology annotation, cellular component: plasma membrane. Gene Ontology annotation, biological process: positive regulation of Rho protein signal transduction; phospholipase C-activating G protein-coupled receptor signaling pathway. NCBI's taxonomy places the organism in Eukaryota, Metazoa, Chordata, Lepidosauria, Squamata, Lacertidae.